ACGCCGUCCCUGGGAAUUGUUGCAUAGCUCUGCAGAGGCCCUGCCCCCUUUCAGUGACACUCUGUCCCGCCCGGGCUCCUGCUGCAUGUUCCGUUACUGGAUCGUUUGGGUGAUCUCUCACAGUGGAUGUGCUGGUCAGGUUAAAAGAAAAGAAAAGCUGAAAAAAUUCUUUACUACAGACUCGUUUAUACAUGUAGGCUUGGCUAGCUUCUUCAUUCAUGUGUUUUUUAAAAUUAGAAAUCAAGGGGGGUUGUGUUGCCAGCCUGACUUGGUGAUGAAAUGUUUGCAUGUGACUAUUUAAAAAAAAAAAAUAAUAAUUAAACCAAAAACCCACAAUACAAAUUAAAAGUGGUGUCAUUUUUUCGUUACUGCUCUUCAUUAUUAUUAUUUUUAUUUUUAUUGUUGCCUGAAUAAGAUUUGGAUCUCUUCAAGCUUUUGUUUUCUUGUAACACUAAUAAUUACUGGGCCAUUUGAAACCCCAAUAAGACACAUCAAGGUGUGUUUUAUUGUGAAACUACCACACAGCUAGGUAGCAGAAUCUAUAUACAGUGCUGGAACUUUGUCCCUUUGUAUGACGUCACAGGGUAAUAUUCUGACAGGUGUCAUGAUGCAUCUGUAAGUCUAAUGAUAAGGUAACCCUAGUCCUCUGCAGUAAUGGAGACUUUUAAACCAUGCCGCUCCUUUGCUCAGGGAAGAGGAAUCCAUGGGGCUGAUGAUGUUAUACCCAGAGCAUUUCACAAACAAAUCAUUUGCAUCAUAUCAGUAACUAGCAGCAAAGCAGCAGGGAGCGGGGACAACGGCAACAGGUAGAAUAGGAGUGACCCACGCAGCUAAAGUCAUGGCAAAGUUCCUUACCCAAGAUCAAAUUAAUGAAUUCAAGGAGUGUUUCUCUCUGUAUGACAAGAAUCGCAAGGGGAAGAUUGUGGCGAAGGAUCUUAUCACAGUGAUGCGCUGCCUGGGGACCUGCCCUACAUUCGGAGAAGUGGACCGGCUGCUUCAGGUGCACAAAAUAGAUAAGAACGGGGAGCUGGACUUCUCCACGUUCCUCACGACGAUGCACACUCAGAUGCAGCAGGAGGACCCCAAGACAGAGAUCACAGAGGCCAUGCUGAUGACAGACAAGAAGAAGAAGGGCUACAUCCUGGCAUCAGAGCUGAGAGCCAAACUCACAGUGCUGGGAGAGAAACUCACCGACAAAGAAGUUGAUGAUCUCCUGAAAGAAGCAAACGUUGGCUCUGAUGGCAUUGUUUGCUAUGAAGAGUUCAUCGCUAUGGCGACCCUCCCACCACCGCAUUACUGAGCUUCUACAGAAACAAUAGAAACACACGCACCUGGGCACUCGCGCUCAGCUUUCACAUCCCUCCGUUUCGUAUCGAUUAUUAAUCCAGCUCUUUCAAAAGGCACUGCGUCCCAUUUCGCAGUCCAGUGUAUCUUCCCACGUAAUCCAUCCCAUCUUAACAGCUUGUCAAGUGAACAUGGAUUCUGGGGUUGUAAUACUGAAUGCCAAUGGAUAUCUAUCUGCUAAUUUGUACUCUAUAUCGAGAUGGGUCACAGAAACUAUAAUAUAUUAACUACAGUUUCACACAAGGUGCAUUUUAUUUCUUUAAAAAGGCAGAGGUUGUUAAAUUAUGAACUGAGGCAGUUAAGAUGGCCUCCCAAAUACACAGAUUUGCAGAACCUAGAUGUAUAAAACUGGCAGUCUGUCAUUUCACUCUGGAGCUCAAAUUAUUUUGUUCACAAGUUCCUUCACAUACCACUAGACAGCCUUGAAUAAACCCAGUGUGCUUAACAUUGCUGCAUGUGUGAAUGGUUUAACAAUAUGAAUAUACAUUUUAUUAUUCCAAAUGUCAUAAGUAUUUAAGUAUAAACCCAGCUGUUGAUUCUUUUACACCUUUAAGAACUAACAAUGCAAAACCCACAGAUCUACAUUUACAAGGUUUAGCAACUAGAAAAAUGUUUAUUUAAAAACAACAACUUUGGAAUUUUA
Molecule: messenger RNA, 1987 nt
Organism: Polyodon spathula (Mississippi paddlefish)
Lineage: Eukaryota; Metazoa; Chordata; Actinopteri; Acipenseriformes; Polyodontidae
Product: calmodulin-like protein 4
Exons: 5
Coding region: 839-1300 (153 amino acids)
Cellular component (GO): myosin II complex
Molecular function (GO): calcium ion binding
Source: RefSeq, a predicted model, not a curated record